Fusarium verticillioides 7600 is the source of this 4119-nucleotide messenger RNA. RefSeq lists its product as hypothetical. The record is from RefSeq and is a predicted model, not a curated record. Lineage: Eukaryota; Fungi; Ascomycota; Sordariomycetes; Hypocreales; Nectriaceae. Gene Ontology annotation, molecular function: G protein-coupled receptor activity. The transcript is spliced from 2 exons. Bases 446 to 1762 code for a protein of 438 amino acids. Gene Ontology annotation, biological process: adenylate cyclase-activating G protein-coupled receptor signaling pathway. Gene Ontology annotation, cellular component: plasma membrane.
CGGUACUUGAAAAUCGACAGCGUCUCUGCCAAGAAACCUGGAUGUCGAUCCUUCUGGCAACUCGUACCCGGCAUAACAACACACAGUCUUUCGCACAUGAUAUCAUCUCACUUGAUGCCAAGGCUGCAAGUGAACUGACCUAAUUUCAUCGAGCCAUGCAAAUGCUAGGAACCCAACCGCGUCCCUUGUCAGGCAGGGGGCGGGACACUCGGCCUCUUCCACGCUGAAACAAACACCUCAUUGUCGGACCGACAAGACGGCAAAUCAAUCAGAAGCUCGGAGUUUAAAGAAUUGUUGAAGAAGAUUUAAAAAGGUUGCGCAAGUGCCUUAGUACAUUCGUUAUUUCCGCGCUAGCUAGCGUGUUUUCUGAAUCUAUUCCAUUUCAAUAAUUAGAACUUUUUAGAGUCCCUUGUUUAGUACCUCAAAUACGCUAAAUUUAUCGAGAAUGACGUUCGACAUCCACGGGGCCAUCUCGUCUGUCACUUUGGCUGGAAGUGUUAUGUCAUUCUUUGCAACUACCAGUGUGCUUGUUUCAUUCGCUAUUUAUCGCCACCAUAUCCAUACCUUUCGGCAUAUGCUUAUUCUCGAGCUGAUGCUUUUCGAGUUUGCAAACAAUUUGAACAACUCUACAUCUGGGAUCUGGCAUCUCAAAAACGGCGAACUCAGUAUUGGAAGACUUUGUACUGUCAAUGGCUUCAUAGGCCAGUUCUCAGCUCAGGGAGUUGAUCUUUCAAUACUGGCCGUCGCUGUCGUUACUCUUUUUACUGUAACGCGGCGUAUCUAUAUGCCUGCGGUGUCUAUGACAAAGAGAGUAUGCAUUUGCCUUUCUAUCUGCAUCCUUCCUCUCGUUACAAGCAUCAUACCAACAUGUAUGGGUGAGAUGCAACCCGUGGGUGGCAACUGGUGCUGGAUAGCCACGAGUCGUCACGACCUACGCUAUACUAUGGCACAUGGCUGGCGUAUCUUUGUCAUAUUCAGUACAGUCACUAUUUACAUCUAUAUCUGGGUCUAUCUAAGAAGAAAAUUUGGCUCUAAAGCUGAUGAGGCCCGUCAGCUACGACCGGAUACCCCGGCAAACCGUAAAGUUGCCUGUCUUCCGGUUAGGAAACCGAGGAGAAACGGGGUUCAGGUCACAGACCACGAAGAAUUUGAACUUGAUCCCCUUGAACUUGUGCAGCCGAACACAACAGCGACCAAGCCUGCAAUGUUUCCCGAAGAAAGCCAGCCGCCUCCUUCACCUCGGAAGAACAGAUUCAAGGAGAUAAACCUGGAAUUUGGAGAAAGAACACAAGCUGGUCCCAGUGAGGCCCAGGGAGCAUCCGUGCGCCAUCGACCGACAGCAUCAAAAUCUGGAGCAGAUUUGCCCAGACCAGAAGUUACUGGCAACCUAUUUGCUGAAGUCUAUACGCCAAGGCAAUCACAACAUAGCCAAAUCAGUGCCCUGCAAACCAACGCAAGUGAAUUCCACAUGCGUCCAAGUACCGACCAAGUUGAACUCGAGAUUCAAAGAAUGCUCUUGCUUAAUGCGUACCCAUUUAUGUAUGUUCUUCUCUGGGCACCAGGUCUGAUCAAUCGACUUAUGGAAGCUUCUGGAAACCCCAACUCUAAAACAAUCAACGUUGCCCUCCAAGCUCCAACACAGUUUAUAGGACUUGCGAAUGCCUUGACUUAUGGAUUCAAUCAUUAUCUUAGAGACAGGCUUAAUGAUCUAUAUUUCAGACCCGUGAUUGCAAGGAUAAAGGGUCGAAUUGGACUUUACUAAGUUUUCAACGAUGCACCUUCCAAUGACAUUCAAGCUCUCUGGCAACACUGAGGAUAAUCACAUAUUGAAGCAUGCUUGGGGUUUCCCUUUUUCCCACUGUUAAUAUAAAUACCUCAAUCAGUAACCUUAUUGGCGUGGCCACUGACGAAGUCACACAUGACAUACAUAAACACAGUCAAAAUCACAUUCAAGUUCACUGGAAGAGGGACUUGUUUUCUUGUUUUAUAACAUUCUAAUUACAUGACGUUGAGAAGCUUGACCCACGCAUUACUCAUAGCCAGCACAGGCUACCAUUCCUCUAGUCAAUCAUGAUGGGGUAUCGAUGGUGCGCUUAUGAACGCGAAAAGAUGAUGUGGUUUCCAGGCCUGAAAUAUCGAGGUUGUAAUCCCUUAGGCGGGAACAGUCAUACCCUCGUUGGCCUUGUAGCCCUCAGCAGGAGCUGAUGUGUGAGCCUCACGGUACUCGGCCUCCUUGUCCUGCUGGAUGAGAUCGCAGCAACCACAGCAGCAUGCAGUGGCGAGAUCGACAAGGCAACUGCCCUGGAGGUUGUACUUCUCACGGAGGUUGGCGCGCUGGAGGGCGAGAGGAAUCCAGUGAAGACCGAAGCAGGUGGAACCCCAGAAGAGAAGGCACUGUUGACAGAGGAUAUUAGUAACGGUUAGAUGGCGGGGUAUAAAGAACAUACAGAGGUGUUGAUGGGCUCGUAUCCUUGAAGGUUACCGUUCUUUCGGAGACGGUGAUGAGUCUUGCCAAAGGUUACGCAAGGAACGCAGCAGGUGAUAGCGCAAAGGUCGAUGGGGCUAAAGCAUCCAAAGAAGCUGUUCUGCCAAGGCUGGGAAGACUCGGGCGACUUGGAGUUGACAUGCUCGCUGGGACGGGCGAGGACAUCAUUGAAGCGGUCCUUCCACUCGUUCAGGUCGUUGUGGUCAAUGGGACCAUUGUUAUGGGCGUUCUGAGCUGGGGUAGACAUCUUGGUGGUAAGAAAGUAGAGAUGAAAGAGUGACGAGAAAUGUUUUGGGUAUGUAGAAGAUGGGAAAUGGUGAAGGAGUGAUGAACAAGAGUAUGUAAGACAGAACGCGCAUCCCUCCCGUAUUUAUCACUUCCCAUUCCAUCCCUUACAAGGCACGUCUGGGGCCCCGGUCCAGUAUUGAUUGGCUGCUGUGCCUUCUCGGAUUCUAAGGGACCAGCUCCCCCACCAUCACUUCUUUUUUUCACGACGGCCCAAAAGUGGCUGCAGUCCUGAAAAUGCCUGAUCAUGUUAGCGUGCAUCAAGGCGCUCUGAUCACCAGUCUGGCAGAUUACAACUUUGACACGGGGCGUGUGACGGCCAAUCAGGACCAGCGGUGAGAACAAUCAUGCGGAGAGGUUGUUCAGCCCUGUGGUAGGCUGGAAACAUUUGAUUCGGCAGUUGGGCUAGUAGGGGCGCCACCAAUUUGGGUCUGAAAUUGAGCGUUGGGAGCUAAUGCAUGGUGCUGCAAGCCUUUGAGCUCAGGGCGCUGGUUGUUUUGUGACGGAGAGAUAAGAAGCUCCUUUUCAUUACGGAGAUGUAACCCAAUCAUUGCUUCUUUGAAGUUCUCGACAUGAAGGUGUUAUCGUCAUAGUGGCAGUCCUUCUGGAUGCCUGUUGGUACACGCUCCCCAGGCUUCAGGAGCAGAAUGAAUGCCAGUUCAUUCCAAACAUCGGAACAUGUUUCCUCGGCACUCAACCUUAACACAAAGCCGAUCGUAAAACAAAAAGAAUUAAAUGAAAUUUGGCCCACUCACCUGACACGCACUACAGAGCGAGCGCGCUCUUAUUCCGCUGCGGCUGAGAGUCGGCAAUUGCCUAAUGCGGUCUGAGCACUGUAGCUCAAUUACUGCGAAUGGCUUGGACUCAAAGGCAAGACCAAGUGACUCAUCGCUGUCAAGUUCUUGGCGGGAAAAGCUUUUCUUCUUUUGUGCCUGGUUCGCUUAUUGAUUCUGUUAAUGGAUAAGUCGGAGGCCGUUGAUUUACGAGGUUUCAUGAAGUCGGGAUGCCUGACGAGGCGGAAUCUCCACUGUGGGGAUGGAUGCCUAUCAUUCUGGAAGCCGAUAAGAUUUGAAAGAUAACGGGUUUGGUUUCUUAUCGUAAAUCAAUCUAUUUAUAUCGCUUCAUUUCUGGAACAAAUUCACGGACAAAGAGAUAUUCCUCCCGGAUAAUUUCCAGCUCACUACGAAGUAGAUGGAAAUAUCAACAACAAUUACAAGCAGCAUAUGUACCUAAUGCAUAGACAUGUUCACGUUGAAGAGGGUAUAAAAUGUUAAAAGUCUAACCCUAUAUCUAUUCUCAAAGCAAAUAGCUAUGUAGUAUUAUCAUGAAAGCCCCUCCAGUCUUCUAAG